AUGGUGGAACGCAAGCGUGGGAGUCGUGACAGGUACGACUCAGAUGAAGACAGGGAAAGAAACUAUGACUCAAAACGAAGACGAAGCAACGUCCACAUCAUCAAGCUACUCUGCCCUUACUACAUUGCCGGAGCUGUGAUCGGUAAGGGAGGUGAGCGGAUCAGGGAAGUUAAAGAUCGUUCCGGAGCUAACAUAGAGAUCUCACGUCAUGAAGCUAGGUUUCCGAACACAGAUGAGCGUGUUAUUGCUAUUGAGGGAGAGCGAGACGAGCUGCAAUCUGCUGCUCGGUAUCUAAAUGAGAACAUGAGAGAAGGUGAGUCCACCACUGCAGCCUCGUCAUCCUCCCGCAGUAAUGACUACGACUCUGAGCGCAGGAAGAAGACAUGCAAGAUCCUGGUGUCUGACUCUGCCAUGGCAAUGAUCAUUGGACGAGGAGGGGAUAAUAUCAGGGAUAUAAAGAAGGAGUUUGCAGUUCAGAUCAACACUUCAAAACGUCACGAGACACCUCGUGAGCUGGACGAGAGGAUUGUCACUAUCGAGGGGGAAGACAGAGAUGUUGACAAAUGUGUUGAUGAGCUCAUCUGUCAGAUCUCCUCUGAUGAUAGAUCCAGGAUGAAGUUCUUCGUAGACUACUCCGAGAUCAGACACUACAGCCGGGGACGUGGUGGCGGUGGUGGAUAUGGUGGUGGUGGUUCUCGUAACAGGGGCAGAGGUAGAUCCAGAUCCAGAUCUAGAUCUCGGGGUAAAAGAUCUAGGUCCAGGUCCAGAGAAAGGGCCCGCAAAUCACCAUCAUUUGAGGGAAGAAGCAAACGUCGUACUCGCAGCCGCACCCGUUCCCCAGUCCGUUCUCCCUCACGAUCCAGAUCCCGGUAGAUGUGGAGUGUCGUUGAGCUUGCUGUCUCGUGAAGGUAACUGACAAUUUACAGACUUAUUGUAUACCUUGCUAUAUGUUUUUCAAACUUAAAAAAUGCGGGAGUCAAUUUUACUUACUUUAUACAUUUGAUUACCUUUGGCUUUUUCAGCGAUAUAUUUGGACGAUUUGUAUUUACGAGCAGCAGAGCCAUUUCUCAUAUUUUUGUCUGAGUUUAAUCGCCCUUGAAGUCAGAUAUCAAUCAUCAAUAAUAGUAGUUGUGCCAAGGUAUAUCAAUUUAUAGACCGCUUAACUGAUGAGUGAUAUCAUUGUAUACUUGUAUACCAUCGCAAAUAUUGCUACUAUUCAACAUUCAUACAUGAUACUGUUUUGCAUAUCCGAUAAUUUCUCCCAAAUUGAUCAAAAUAUGUAUUUGUUCGUGUCUUUAAAUUUUUCGGAGCAACAUUAAAUUCUAUUUUAUUGAAAUUUUACAGAAAAGCUCAAUGCUUGCUAAGUAUUGAUGUCUUUACGAUGAUUACUGUGAAAUGUUUUACAAAUGAUUUUCCUGAUUGAAUUGCGCCCCAGCUAAAAUUAGCAACUAUCUUGCGUUUGAAUUGAAAUGGAAUAUUUCUCGCUGUUUCUCAAAAUUAUUUUAUUUAUAA
This is a messenger RNA of Bolinopsis microptera, 1512 nucleotides long. Its product is annotated as arginine/serine-rich coiled-coil protein 2-like. NCBI's taxonomy places the organism in Eukaryota, Metazoa, Ctenophora, Tentaculata, Lobata, Bolinopsidae. The record is from RefSeq and is a predicted model, not a curated record. The transcript has a single exon. Gene Ontology annotation, molecular function: RNA binding. The coding region runs from base 1 to 873 and encodes 290 amino acids.